Messenger RNA from Recurvomyces mirabilis, 1863 nucleotides. RefSeq lists its product as uncharacterized. The record is from RefSeq and is a predicted model, not a curated record. Bases 1 to 1863 code for a protein of 620 amino acids. Lineage: Eukaryota; Fungi; Ascomycota; Dothideomycetes; Mycosphaerellales; Teratosphaeriaceae. The transcript is spliced from 2 exons.
AUGCAGCCCACGAGACCGCGAUUCACGGAUACUUCAUCCCAAGCAAGCGCGGUGUCUGCGCAGAGCUCACAGUCAGCGUCAGCUAAGACAGCCACCAAGGACCAGACGCCUCUCUUUCCUCCACACAACGUACCACGCGCAAGUGCUACGUCUCUUGUGUCCACAGAGGGUGCCACUGGUGAGAAGGCCAGAAGCUUGACGACGACAUCGGCUACUACAGCCUCACCAGUGGCAGCGUCGACUGUGGACGUGAAGCCGAGCGGUAACAAGCGUGCUAGUAACCACCCAGGCGACAAGGUCAGUGUCUCUACAAAAACCAGUGGCUUCGCUAAGCUUCCUGUGGAGCGGAAGAAGAAACGUCUUAAGAGCCGCACAUCUAGCGCUCCCUCAAACUCUGCGACUAAGCCAUCGUUCACUAUUCGCUCAGGUCUCGAACUCGCCCAGGAGGACCUCAAUCAGCCCACGCCAGACCUUCUCAAGAUGGUGGUGUUCACCCUCUUCGCUGCCUGCUUUGCAUCCUUGGCCCAAUAUGCAAACUAUUCCGUCAGUGUUCUGGAGCUCAAGCUCGGAAAGGGCAAAGCGAACGCCGAGCUGUCGAUCAUGGAAGCCAGUAUGAAGGUCUUGUUCAACUAUCUGACCACCAUGAGUGAGGACGGUGUGAAGCAUGCUCGGUGGUGGCCAGAGAGUAAGCUCCCGGGCAAAGACAGCGUUGUUUGUAUCCAGAAGGCCCAGGACGCCCAUGAAGCAGCCAAGCCGCUCAUGGAGAUUGAAGCAGCUCAGAGCCAUGCUGCGUUGAUGAGUGUCAUUUCGAUGCUGAAGGAUAUGAAGAAUGGCAAGGUUCUUAAUGACCUACCCCAUAACCAAGACACGACGAUGGCUGGUGGCAAGGCUGUCAAGGAGGACGUUCCGAUGGUGCAGGGCAACGGUGGCAAUACUGCGGCCGGCGUUGAUGUCUCUGGUGUCCCGUCUGGGGCUGGCUACCACACUCCAAGCACUCAUAUCGGCAGUGAUCUUGCUGCGGGUCUGCUGCCUGGUUCGACACUUGCUUUGAUCUUGGGCCAAGGUAAAAGCUCUUCGACUCCUCGGGAUGCCUCGCGCAAUAGCACAAGCAGCAAGUCCCCUGUCACUAAGCCUACACAACCUGAGAACCAUGAUACUGCUAUGGCGGUUGAUGGUCAUGAUGAUUCCGCGAAGCCACAGAACUUUGCCGUCCUGAAGCAGAAGAAUUCGAGUUGCGUCAAGCAAAUGGUCCAGCACCUAAGACCGCCAAGGCUGAGAUCUGAAGGCAACAAGAUGGACGUCGACGUUGCUGGCACAGGGAUCCAGAUCUCUAGUCGCACCCUUACUACAAUUAGCCCUGCAUUCGCAAGCACACCUAGCAACAGCGAUGACGCUCCCACCGAAUCAUUCCAGCCUCUGAAGAGCGCAACAGUCGACGAGGGCAUGCCUCGUAUGAAGUCAUGGAUGGUACGCAGCGAAGGCGUCGUUGAAACCCUGAUGAAGUCGCCGAAGGGCACCACCACCUCGUCCUUGCUCACAGACACCAAAUUCCUCAAAGAGCUCGAUUAUGUGGGCGAACGAAUCGAGCAGACCAAGACCCUCACCUGCAGUCUCAAGCGCGCAAUCCAUAGCAAGAAAUACCGCGCGCUCUUCAGGAUGCGACGCAAGAAGGUAUCAGAUAUGCAUGAUGUUCUCGAGAAGCUCAGGAUUCGCUACGACAGAUCGGCACCGCAGGCUUUGCAGAUGGCGGCGCUCUACAGUGAGGAGUUUCUAGAUGUCAUGGAUGCUAUGGAGAACGAGCGCGGCAUGACUAGAGCUCAGCAGAAGGCCUAUGACGCGGAGAAGUGGGCGGAGAUUGCUUGA